AUGGAUGCUUCAAGGUACAUGGAUAAGCAAAUCACCGAACUUUCCAAAUCCCAGUCCCUCAAUUUCUUGGACAGUGAUAAUAAAGAAGAAGAAGAAGAAGAAGAUGGAGAUCAUGGCUUCGAAUUCAACACUGUUCGCUCUCUUUCACAAUCGGACAACAAAUUUCUUGAUGGAACCAACCUCAGGGGUUGGAGUUCAAUGGAUCGAAUUGAUUCUGCAAAAUUCUCUGCUGAGAAUGUUGGGGUUUUCAGCAAUGCAGCAUUGAUUUCCGAGAUCGAUAGAAAGAUGAAGGAGCAUACUGACAUAUUCCUGCACUCUUUAAAUUGUCUUAGUGCUCGAAUGUUGCAAUUGGAAAGUAGAAAGCGCCAAAUAGAAAAUGUUGUUGAUGAUGUAAAGGAAUUGGUGGAAUUUAAUCAAGGGAAAACUGAUGGAAAGCUAAGGGAAUUAAAGAAUAUUCUUGUGGAGUUAGUUAGGUCAGUUUUCUAUUUUGUUGUAGAUACUUGCCAUGUAGAAGCAUCACAGGUUCAAGGUGGUGUCAAUGAUUUGAGAGAUAAACAAGAUAUAGCAGAGGUGCAGCUGCAGCUGGCAAAGCUUCAGAUGUCCAAAAUCAACCAGCAAGCGGAAAAUCAAAAUGCCACUGUUCAAGCAGGUUUGAAUCAAGAAGCAACGUCAUCAGUCUCUCAGCAAUCCCACCAGCUGCUUCCCAUGCCAGCUGCUUCUCCACAACUUCUUGCUCCCUCUUCUAAUGUUACAAGCCUACCUCCUCAGAUUCAUCCUCCAGCAACACCUAUAGCAACAGCACCACAGCUUCCCAGCCAUCUGCUCCAAAACCAGACUGCUAUCCCCUCUGUUCCACAGCAAGAACCUUACAAUCGACUGCUAGUUCCUAUUCCGGAAAGCACAUAUCAGCAGUACCAGGUUCCUCCAGCUCAGCAGUCCUAUAACCACCAACCUUAUCAACCAAUGCCUAAUUUUCCACAAAAUUUACAGUUACCCGAAAUACCUCAAGUGCAACCAGGCUCCACUAUGGUUAAUCCGCAAGUCCCAAGCCAUCAUUCUGAAGAAUUUCCUUGUGUGCCACCUCAUAGCAUCUCUCAACCACCUGGCGGGCCUCCACCUCUUCGACAGUAUAACGUAGGUUCUACUCAGCAGAUCUAUCCUCAAUCCUCAAACAGGCAUUAUGUAGAGUCUAAUUCUGCAAGUUUGCCACCACAAGGACUGCCACUACAUGGGCAAACACAUAAUAUGGACUCCAAUCGUUAUUUUGCUUCUCCAAGCAACAAUAGCAGUUCACCUAUAAAACCAUGGCAACCCUUACGAUAUUCUCCAGUCCUGGGGGGUCAAAGCAGUUACACACAAUUGCCCAUCACCCGUAUACUACCACAUGCUAUCCCAACUGCCUCUAAUGUUGAUGCUGGAUCGGGAUCAAGUUCUGGUGGUAGUGGAAACAGGCUACCAGUGGAUGAUGUUAUAGACAAGGUUGCUGCGAUGGGAUUUCGUAGAGACUUGGUGAGAGCAACAGUGAAAAAAUUGAUGGAGAAUGGGCAGUCAGUUGACUUGAAUGCGGUACUGGAUAAACUGAUGAACAAUGGGUAA
This is a messenger RNA of Dovyalis caffra, 1596 nucleotides long. The record is from the annotation of a GenBank genome assembly. NCBI's taxonomy places the organism in Eukaryota, Viridiplantae, Streptophyta, Magnoliopsida, Malpighiales, Salicaceae.